AUGUCAUCAUCAAAUAUUCAGUCAACAUUGAAUUUCACAUCUUCAAGUGUAGUUUCACCACCUUUACCAAGUGUAUUUGAAUUACUUGCUCAAGAGCGUUUGACUGAUUUAAUUCGUCCGUGUCUUCGGCAAAUUUUUAAAUUUUUACACGAAAUUCGUCCAAUAUCAAAUUCAUUACGAAUUCUUUAUAAAUACAAAGAUGAAUUUAUAUUACUUAUUGAAAGUAUUGUUCAAUGGCUUUAUUUACAUUUCUAUUCGGCUUUAAUCGGUGAACAUUUUUAUGGAUUAAAACGAACAGCAAAUCAUCGAUUACGUUCACUUAUAUUUUCUGUAUUUUUACCUUAUGUUAAACUAAAACUUGAUUCCUUACAUGAACAACUGUCUACGAAUAAUAACAAUCGUCAAACUAGAUUUUAUAUCAUACUUCAAAUUUUACCUAAAAUUCAAAUUUUCAUCGAAAGUAUUUGUUGGCUUUAUCGAAUAGGUUAUGCUUUUGGUCGGAUUGAAUAUUACAGUCCCGAACUUCAAUUAGCCGGUGUUAAAUUAAUCUAUACUAAAGAUCCAUCACCUGUCAUUCCACCAUCAACUAAAGCUAGUCAAUUUUUUUCCAUAGUCAGUCAAAUUAUAUCAAGUGGUUUAUUUCUUGUGCAAUUUGUUGAAUGGUGGAAUAAUACAAAUGGUUCAAAGAAAUAUUCCAUCAAUGCUAAUAUUAAUCCACCAUUACCAACUACUGUUCGAACACAGGCAACAAUUGGUAAACGUCAAUGUCCUCUUUGUCGACAACCAUGUGAUGUUCCAACAGCAGUACUUGGUUCGGGUUAUGUCUAUUGUUAUACAUGUAUUAGUGAUUACGUUAAACGUUAUCAUCGAUGUCCAACAACACAACAACCGGUAACAAAUGAACAGUUAAUUAAAAUUUAUUAA
Rotaria sp. Silwood2 is the source of this 924-nucleotide messenger RNA. The record is from the annotation of a GenBank genome assembly. NCBI's taxonomy places the organism in Eukaryota, Metazoa, Rotifera, Eurotatoria, Philodinida, Philodinidae.